This is a messenger RNA of Lolium rigidum, 2731 nucleotides long. RefSeq names its product AP2-associated protein kinase 1-like. The record is from RefSeq and is a predicted model, not a curated record. The transcript has 7 exons. Gene Ontology annotation, biological process: protein phosphorylation. Gene Ontology annotation, cellular component: cytoplasm. Gene Ontology annotation, molecular function: ATP binding; protein serine/threonine kinase activity. Bases 295 to 2394 code for a protein of 699 amino acids. NCBI's taxonomy places the organism in Eukaryota, Viridiplantae, Streptophyta, Magnoliopsida, Poales, Poaceae.
AAGCUUCAUCGGUAUUUGUGGAUAGAUUGGUAGAUAAGCCAGAUAGGAAGAUCUGCUCAAAGCAGAUGCCGUUUGAUGGUUGCGGUAUCAAAGAUGAAUAGAUAGGUCCAUCUUGUGGGAAGCUGAUUGUUGUUCUGCCGUUGCUUCAUACUCAGUCAGAUCCUGUUGAUUGGCAGCUCUGAAUCUCUACCAUGCUGAGAAAUCCUUUGUGAGUGUGGAUAACUUUCACAUAGGAGAGUUUCCCAAGGCCGAACCAGGCUCUUCUUACUUGUGAGGAUCAGUAAUAAUUCAAUCAUGUGGAGACCCUUCAAGCAGCUCUUGCCCAAAGAGCAUUCCGGGCCCUCCGGCGGCCUCGAGGGCCGAACCAUCGAUGUCGGCAACGUCAAGGUGCAUGUCCGGGAAGCCAUCGCCGAGGGCGGGUUCUCGUGCGUGUACCUCGCGAGGGACAUGGCGAACCCGGCGAAGCAGUACGCGCUCAAGCACGUCAUUGUCCGGGACAGGGAGUCGCUGGACCUGGUCCAGAAGGAGGUCACGGCGAUGAGGUCGCUCAAGGGGCACCCGAACGUGGUCACGCUUGUCGCGCACGCGGUACUGGAUAUGGGCCAUGGGAGGGAGGCGUUUCUGCUGAUGGAGUUCUGCGAGAGAUCCCUGGUUUCCGCCUUGGAGAGUAGAGGCGCGGGGUUCUUUGAUGAGGAGAAGGUUGCUCUCAUCUUCCGGGAUGUUUGCAAUGCGGUCUUCGCGAUGCACUGCCAGACACCGCCCAUUGCUCACAGGGACCUAAAGGCUGAAAAUGUGCUUCUUGGCGCUGACGGGGCUUGGAAAUUAUGUGAUUUUGGUAGUGUAUCAACAAAUCAUAAGUGCUUUGAUAAACCAGAGGAGAGGGGCAUUGAAGAAGAUAUCAUCCGAAAGCAUACAACUCCUGCUUACAGAGCUCCCGAGAUGUGGGACUUGUACAGGAGGGAAGUUAUUAGUGAAAAAGUAGAUAUAUGGGCUCUUGGAUGUCUCAUGUAUAGAAUCUGCUACUCAAAAUUAGCUUUUGAUGGAGAAUCAAAGCUCCAGGUACUCAAUGGGAACUAUCGUAUCCCCGAAUUACCGAAGUACAGUUCUUCCAUUACAAGUCUAAUUGAAGAGAUGCUUCAGUCAUCUCCAGAGGCCAGACCGGACAUUACACAGGUAUGGUUUCGUGUUAAUGAAUUACUCCCUUUGGAGCUGCAAAAGGAUUUACCUGACGGAUCUCCAUCUGGAUCAGCAUUUGAAUUGCAUACUACUGAAGAUGAAGCGCCAAGGCAGUUGCCCCAUGGAAGCUCCCUGUCGCCAUCAAGAGACAACGUGAGGAAUACACCACCCAAAGAUCCUUCCAGUCUGAGGUCACAAGUUCCUUUAACAGCUGCCGAGAGUAAGGGAUCUGUGGGUGCAUUUUGGUCAACUCAGCAUGCAGAAGAACUAGCUUUUGUGAAUGACAAGGGGCCAGCUUUUGAUCAUGAUCCCGUAUCCAAAGCCACAUCGAAGCAACCACAGGCAAAGAAUCAGAAGACAACACAGAACAGACAGUCUCUUUCUGCAUCUAUUGAUAGUUCUCCUGGGGACUUUGAAAUUAGGUUUUCUCCAAAUGGUUCAGAAUAUGGCCUAGAGAAAACCAAAAUCACGAAAACAGAUGACAAACCCACUGUACAGGCUGCUGCUUUUAACUCCUUUGUGGCGGACUUUGAUAAUGUUAAAGUGAGAUCACAGGACAACACCAGCAGUUUAAAAACGACAAGUCAAUUGAAAGAACAACAGCUGGAAGAUGAAGUAAACUUACUCAAGGAGCAACUAAAGAUAGCAAACUUGGAGAAGGAAGAAAUUUCACUGAAGUUGGAUAAGUUGUCAGCCAUUUGCUCCUCUCAGAGGCGAGAGAUACAAGAACUUAAACAAGCCCUAGCCACAGCAUCUGCAUCACCGCCAGUUAAGGAGUUAAAAGAAAAUUCGAACGUUGAAUUCUCCCCACCCAGCACAAGCCUUGACACUCCGCCAAGGGAAAAGAUUGCAGGAACCCCACCUGAGCUCCGUCAAGGUCUAUUUACAUCAAGUCCAGGGACACCAAGUCCUGAUCUGAAGCCAUUGUCAGCGUUUCCUGAAGAGCCGAAAGCUCAACCAGUUAUGAAGAGUUCCCACCCGAGGUCAGUCAGAACUCUGAGGGCGAACAGCAACAAAGUCGGCUCGCUUGGCCAGUCGAAGACAAACUUUGGUGCUGACCUCUUUGCAUUUGGUCAAGAUAGCUUUAAGGCUGUACCUUCUGGAACUGUACCUUCUGAGAUGUCGAAUUUUGGGGAUGCUUCUCAGUCUCUCAACGGUCUGAAAACUGAAGCGGAGAAAGAUGCACCCUACAAACCAGCUGGUUGGACUGGGUUUUAAUGUGCUACCGUCAAUAAAGAUAUCAGAUAUCCGAUGACACUGUACUCCGUUAGAAUUACAGAAAUACAGUCCACCAACUGUAUCAUAAUCAUAUAAAUUGUUUGGUGUUGAGAGAGAGCAGGAGUGCCACCUAGGAGUGCCAGAAUUGAUGUAGGUAUGUUCGCCGAUGCUUUUUGUACAGUUGUUUUGGUACUGAAUCCGUAUUGCAAAAGCAUCAUACUGUAAUUUAGUGCACAUGUAUGUUGGAAGUUUUAAAUAAUUUCCUGAGAACUGUACGGUCAGUUUGAACAAUAAUUUGCCAGAUAUGAGAAAUACAAAACAAGUUUUUUUUUGUUUA